Messenger RNA from Hemicordylus capensis (graceful crag lizard), 3536 nucleotides. It is a transcript of the gene MRAS, whose product is annotated as muscle RAS oncogene homolog. The record is from RefSeq and is a predicted model, not a curated record. Gene Ontology annotation, molecular function: GDP binding; GTP binding; GTPase activity. Gene Ontology annotation, cellular component: plasma membrane. The transcript has 6 exons. Bases 262 to 888 code for a protein of 208 amino acids. Gene Ontology annotation, biological process: signal transduction. NCBI's taxonomy places the organism in Eukaryota, Metazoa, Chordata, Lepidosauria, Squamata, Cordylidae.
AGAGGACACAGGGAAAGAACCAGGAGCCUAGAAGUAAGGAUGCAGAACAGCAAGGAAGGAAGGGAGGAUAGAUGAAUGAAGAAUGAAGAGAAGAGCAGAAGAAGCAGGGAAUUGAAGCAGAAAGGGGGAGAGAGGUCUGAAGAAACAUCAUUCAGCUUUGAAAAUCAGAUGAACUUUCUACUAUAGGGACAGGAGAUGAGAAUGCAAGGAGGUUUGGUAAAGAGCUCUAAUAUAACAACAAAGGUUUGACCUAUUGGUGCCAUGGCUACAAGUGCUGUUCCAAGUGAAAACCUUCCGACAUACAAGCUUGUGGUUGUUGGAGAUGGAGGCGUGGGAAAGAGCGCCCUCACCAUUCAGUUUUUCCAGAAGAUUUUUGUGCCAGACUAUGAUCCAACCAUUGAAGAUUCCUACCUGAAGCACACUGAAAUAGAUGGGCAAUGGGCAAUUCUUGAUGUCCUGGACACAGCAGGCCAGGAAGAAUUCAGCGCAAUGAGAGAGCAGUACAUGAGGACAGGAGAUGGGUUCCUGAUAGUUUAUUCGGUCACAGAUAAAGCCAGCUUUGAGCAUGUGGACAGAUUCCAUCAACUCAUCCUCCGAGUCAAAGACAGAGAAUCUUUUCCAAUGAUUUUGGUGGCCAACAAAGUUGAUCUAAUGCAUCUACGAAAAAUAACCCAGGAGCAAGGAAAGGAAAUGGCAGCAAAGCACAAUAUUCCAUAUAUAGAAACCAGUGCCAAGGACCCUCCACUGAAUGUUGACAAAGCCUUCCACGAUCUCGUUCGAGUAAUCAGGCAACAGGUCCCAGAGAAGAGCCAGAAGAAGAAGAAAAAGACCAAGUGGCGAGGUGACAGAGCAACUAGUUCUCACAAACUGCACUGUGUGAUUUUGUGACUGCCACAUUUCCUUUUUUUUUUCCCCCCGAUCAACUUGAGCCUACUUUGAACUAAACAACCACCUCCCUUUGAAUACUGUACCACUGAACUGCAAUGUGACAUCUCAAGGACAGGGAGCAGAGCCUUGGGGAGUUCUGAUGUUCUGCCAAAUAACUGCUUAGCAAGUGGUGGUGCAGACUACUUUCUAAAAGUCCCCACAAGUAGGGGACAAAGCAAGACCAGAGUCUUAUGAACAGCAACCAUUGCAGAAAUCCUUAAUGCAAAAGAAGAGCUGGAUUUUACUUGCAGACAUUUCUAGGUAUACACUAGGUCAUUUCUAAACAGUCAUGAAUUACUCCAUUUUGUAGAGAGUGUGUGUGUGUGGUGUGUGUGUGUGUGUGUGUGUACACACACAGGUUUUUUCCCUGCUCUAGAAGCACUGAGCGGGAAAGAAGUGCAGUGGAUUUGUUUUCUCUUGCACUGGACACUCCCCGAUAUACACAGCAAUGCCAAACUGCAACUUCAUAUGAGAGUGCAUAGAUUGAAAGGAAGAAAAUGAAUUCCAGCUGCUCUGGGUACUCCAGACAUUGUGUCAGAGGCUGGAUGAUAGCCAGUUCUUGAACUGUGAAUGCCGGCAAAGAUGAUGGAGGAAUGGGGUUAGUUUGUUUUUGUUGUCAUUGUCCUUCUUGUUAAUCCCAGUUAGGGAGUUGUAUUUUGUGGGGGCAUGUCAAGGCUGUUGCGGGGGGUGGGAGGGUGUGAUGGGAGAGAGGUAGCCAUUUUGCUAAUCCUGAAAGUAUUUAAAUUAAAAGCAAUUUACAAAUUAAGUGUGAUUGGUAGGUGGUUGUUUUUAGAGAAACACAGGCAAAUUUUAUAUAGUGUAAGCAGAUGUGCUGCUUAAGUUCCGGUUCUUGAUGACUUGACUUUCACUUUUAAGCCAAAUAGCUUUGCAUUUUUUGAACUGAAGUGGUUGCGGCUUUCCCUUCCAAUAAUACAUUCCUAAGUUCAGGAGAGCUUGUCCCUCCUCUCUUAAAAUCAGUUCUUGUAUUACAUCUGUUUUUCAGAAACCUGUCUCCUAGAAAUGACUAAGUAUUUAUGUAUUUUCACACCACAUGCAUCUGUUAGCAGAUGCGCUGCCUGCCACAUGCCAUUUUAAAAUCAAAUUGGGGUUUCCUUCAUGAUACUUCUAGCAUGAAAACAUAAUAUUCAGGAAGUUGCUCCAUAAUGCACUGUAAAACAGUAGCAAAGAUAACAAACGGUAACUUUCCAAUCAGUUCCUGGACCACUCCCAGAUGGCAAUUUUACUUCCCUUUACCAUGGGAAGGGCAAGUGUGAGUUCAUAUAUCAGAUUUAUUUCGAAGUCCCUGCAAGCGAUCAGGGAGCACUCCAUACACUAUUCGGGUUUUUCAUUGCACAUUGGAGCUUUGCCCAAUUUAUGUCCGGGGUAAAAAAAAAUUCCACUUUUUGCAUUAGUGUUUUGGGCAAACCAAAUUCUCAGUAUCUGGUAUGCCCCCUAACUUGCAGUACCUCUCCUCUUAAUCCCACGGUAAAGCCUGAGAAAGGCCCUGGUUGUUGAUGGCACACAGAUACUAGAACUUCUUGUCAUCUCUUGUGACUAGUUGGGCAAAGCUAGAGCUGGAUAUGGCCUGUUGUGUCUUGGUUAGGGGGUGCCUUGCUCCUUGACUUAAUGAACAACUAAGGAAGACUUGCUAUAACAAGUUUAAGAAGUCCUUGAGAGCAAAGAAGAAGGUGACUGAGUAGGGUCCCCACUGUGUGCAAUCCUGUGUAUGUUUACUUGGAAGCAAAUCCCACCGUGAUCAAUGGGGUAUACUCCCUAAUAAGUGUGUGUAAUUCCCAAUGAGCUGUUCCAUACACAAUAACUUUAAGCACAGACGUCAGCCAUGAGGAGCAAUUGAAAGCAGUUUCCAUGUGGCAUCUGUUUUCAUGUGCAUCUGCUUUCAGACUCUAGUGAGGAAGGGUUUCUUCAGACUUUUACACAUCUUAGGUCUGUUUCUUUCACUAUCCAGUUCAAACAACUCCUGCUCCAAACAAAAGAGUAAUUAAUAUGCUGCAGCUGUAUCUAAACAGCCUCUGUAGCCUUCACCAAUUAGAGCAAGCAAUUCUGAGGCAGAGGGAGGGUAUCUGGUGUGCGUUUUACAUCUCAAUAGCAGGGGUGUCCUUUCUGCUCUCAGCAAACUCUUCCCCACCUCCCAUGCCUGAGCUGUGGGAACCAGCCAAAAGGUCUAGGCACACACGCUUCUGGUGCAGCGUGCUCCUUUCUGCCAUCUUCAGAAUAAAGAACUGACUUUUGCAAAUAAACAAAAGUGUUAGGAUGCAGAACAAAAAAAGCAGGAAAUUCAAAAUGAGGCUGAUGCCACAGACCCAGCUCACACCAUUGUGGAGAAGGAACAAAACACAAUGGUGUGAACUGGGCACCAUUUCACAGGGUCCUCCCUUUCCCUCUGAACUUCCUGGCUUUGGCCACUUUGAUUCUAUGACCUAGUUUCUGAGAUGAAUUCCCACCAUGACUGCAUCCAAGGUUCAUGCUUACUUCCAUAUAUCUACCCACAGGUCCCUCUGCUAUGAGAAAGGAGUUGGGGAAAUGGGAGGGGCUCUUCCCUCUUGCACAUCUGACCAUCUUCUUGCUCAUUAAAAGAUUUCCAAGCCGUG